AUGGCCCCCCAUACUGCUGCCAGUGGUAAUAAAAUGCGCACACCUCAAAAACAGCUAAAACAAAGAACAAUAGAAGAACUAUUCAGAACUCCUCUAACAAAGAAACCAGUCAACACUAUAAAAAGCGCACCAAAGAGUGCACCCAUAUCUCUUUUCAAUUCAAAGACAAAAAGUUCGGCAGAAAAUUCAAAGAUAAAAAAUGUAGGAAUUCGUGGUGUUGGUGGGGAUGGUAACAUUGGUUCACCUCUUUGUCAGGGUAUGUCCAUGUCCACCGGUUUACCCUGUAAACGUCCAGUGAUAGCCGAUAAUUAUUGUUAUCAACAUAAAGUUCAAAUUGAUGGCCAAGGCACCUUUGGUAUAAGGAAAAAUAUUGUGUCUUCUACAUCAACACAGAUUACACGUGAGGAAAACCUUAAAACAAAGAAAAAUAAAGAAAUCCGUGAUAAGGAUAAAUCACAAAAAAAAUUGGAUUUUGGAGCAAAAAAGGACUCACCAAGUACCACUGUGAUAAUGAUACGAUUAGAUAAUAAUGUUGAAGUCAAAAUAACGCAAUCGAGUGGAAUCAUGGAAUCAACGGAAAUUAUUCAAUCCGAUAUUAAGGAAGAUGGAUCAACUGAAGUCACUCGAUCCGAUAUACCGGAAGGCGGAUCAACGGAAAUUACUCAAUCAGAUGCCGCCGAUGUUGAAGUGCGUUUACCUCUUGAAAGUCCCGCUUUCCCUGAUGACAGUUUUUUAGAGACAACAAAUAAAGAGUUUUUCCGAACUCCAGCUUUCGUGACACCAUCGAACGAUUUGGAAUUGGCACCUUUACUUUCUAUUUCACCAACUAUCACGAAUAACCCCCUAUAUUUUGAACCAAUAAUUAUAAGUGAUGAAGAGGAUUCUCCAUCACCCCCAAUUUUGACUCCAGUAAGAAAUCAAAAAUCUUCCAAAAAGCAUCAAACAUCCAGUAUACCUUCCAAUAAGACAUUACAUAAUGUAAAUAAUGUUGGAUCUGGAUCAAUAACUCCCACACGUUCGAGGAAUCAAAUUCACAUUGAUCUCACUACCGAUUCACAUUCGUCAUUUAUUCCGAUUUCUCCAUCAAGAUCUUACGAACAAACUUUCUGUCGAGGAAAAAAUAUUAGAAAUAAUAAAAAAUGUCCUCAUAAAAUCAAGCUUGGAGAGCAAUAUUGUCAACAUCAUAAACAGAUAAUGUUAGAACAAGCUGAGAUCGAAAGAGCCCUCUUUGUUCCUGGAAGAUCAAAAAUAACGUGGGUUAGAUUUAAAGAAACAAAACGUUUAUUAAUAUCUGAAAUGGAAAAACCAAUAUCUGACAAGGAUGAAGCCGGUUUUAUAUAUGCUUAUAGAUUGGUCGAAGUUGGACGAACCUCAAAUGUCCCUCGUCGAUUAUAUCAAUGGUCCAAACAUUGUGGUUAUACACCUCAAUUGAUCGAACUUUUCCCCGACGUGAACUUAUCAAGUUCAUUUUCUUCACAGGAAUCAAUGUUGGAUUCAAUUUUUGGGGAACUGAGUUUAUCGAAUGAAGAAAGUUCGGAAAAACUUUCUAAAAUUAUUAAAUGUAAAUAUACACAUCGAGUUGAACGAUUGAUUCACAUUGAAUUAAGUGAAAAAUAUAGGGCAGAUGUAGAGAUUUGUUCGGGAUGUGGUACUAUUCAUCAAGAAUGGUUUAAAGUAAAUGAGUCCUUUGAUGAUGAUAGAAAAAAUCAUGGGUGGGAAGAGAUCAGAAAGGUUAUCGUUCAUUGGAUAACUUAUGUGGAAAAAAUUUAUGAAAAUCGAUUACAUGUGAAAUACAUUUGA
Molecule: messenger RNA, 1800 nt
Organism: Diversispora eburnea
Lineage: Eukaryota; Fungi; Glomeromycota; Glomeromycetes; Diversisporales; Diversisporaceae
Source: the annotation of a GenBank genome assembly